This is a messenger RNA of Caenorhabditis auriculariae, 858 nucleotides long. The record is from the annotation of a GenBank genome assembly. NCBI's taxonomy places the organism in Eukaryota, Metazoa, Nematoda, Chromadorea, Rhabditida, Rhabditidae.
AUGAAUCCACUGACAAUCUUCCUAUUGCUUUCGGCGAUUCUUCUGAUCGAGAUGAGUGUCCAAGGACCUGUUGCUCCAGCUUCCGAGCCUUCUCUGCACAGUCUACAGUUUGGGUGAGAUCAUAUUCAUGUAAUGAAACUUUUCUUUAGAUUCCCAUCUUCAAUUAAAGUUAAACCAUCAAAAAUGAGCCACAUUGUGUUGUAAAGUGUAUUUAAGUUUUGAGGAAAAAAAUCGGAGCUCGAUAAAAAUUUUCUUACGUGAAAGAAGCUUCCGAGUAAGAUAGAGAAACAAUAAUUCUGCAUUUUUGAAAAGCGGAUUACGGUAUGCAAAGCUCUGUACACCAUUCCUUCGUUUUCUUGUUGGCGCGAAGUUAAAAUUUUGAAUUUCUCGAAAAGUCUCUUUUGCAGUUUCUGAAACGAAUUCGAAAAAUGCGACGCAAAUUAUACAUCCCGACAUUAAUAACUUUAAAACUCGUAUUUUAUCGGACUUUAACAGAAGUCUGAACGACAAAACCUUAGUAGGGUUCGACCCAGCAACCUUACGAACGCUAGAAAUAAGCCUCAAACACUGAGCUACCAAAAUGAAAGAUUAAAAACCAUCAUCUUCAGCUCCAAGAACAGUCCCAAGACGAGGGCGAAGCGCUGGGGCUACGGCGGCGGCUAUGGCGGCUACGGAGGCGGCUACGGAGGCUACGGAGGCGGUUGGGGCCGUCCUUAUGGCGGUUACGGCGGUUACGGAGGCUACGGCGGCUGGGGAAGUCCCUACGGCGGCUACGGCGGCUGGGGACGACCUUACGGCGGCUGGGGCGGCGGCUUCGGAGGCUACGGAGGCUUCGGCUACGGCGGCUGGGGCAAAUAA